AUGGCGAAACCAACCCAGCUCAAAGAAGAGGGCAACCGCCGCUUCCAGGCCGGCGACUACGUGAUGGCCGAAGCCCUCUAUUCCCAAGCCCUAAUCGCCGACCCCUCAAACCCAGCCCUCUACACCAACCGCGCCAUGGCCCGCCUCAAGCUAUCCCAAUGGGACAGCGCCGUAGCCGACUGCACCGCCUGCCUAGCCCUCGCCCCGAGCAACAUCAAAGCACACUACUCGCUCUCCCAAGCCCAUCUCGCCCUGCGCGCCUACGACGACGCCGUCACCCACGCCCUCGAGGCGCAUGCGCUAAGCGCCAAGGCCGCAGACAAGAGCCUGGGGACCAUCACGGCGCAUGUGUUAAAGUGCAAGAAGGAGCGGUGGGAUGAUGCCGAGAAGCGGCGGGUCCGGGAGGUGAGCGCGUUGGAGAGGGAGGUGAUGGAGCUGUUGAGGCGGGAGAGGGAAGUUGCGGUGCGAGAGGCGGGCGGUGAUGGGUUGGGAGGAGAUGCGCUGCAGCGUGAGGUCGAUGAGGAGUGGGAGGAUAAGAUGCUCAAGAUGCGCGAGGUGUUUGAGAAGGCGCGGCCGGUGGAAGAACAAAAGCGAAGGGAAGUGCCGGACUGGGCGAUCGACGAUAUCAGCUUCGGCGUCAUGGUUGAUCCCGUAAUCACAAAAACAGGCAAAUCUUACGAGCGCGCCUCCAUAGUUGAGCACCUCCGUCGACAACCCACCGACCCCUUAACCCGCGAACCGUUAUAUGCGGCUGAACUACGGCCCAACCUAGACCUCAAGCAAGCGUGUGAGGAAUUCUUGGAGGAGAACGGGUGGGCUGCAGAUUGGUAA
Messenger RNA from Dichotomopilus funicola, 831 nucleotides. RefSeq lists its product as uncharacterized. Gene Ontology annotation, cellular component: cytoplasm. Gene Ontology annotation, biological process: proteasome-mediated ubiquitin-dependent protein catabolic process; protein polyubiquitination; positive regulation of proteolysis. Gene Ontology annotation, molecular function: protein-folding chaperone binding; ubiquitin protein ligase activity. The transcript is spliced from 3 exons. Lineage: Eukaryota; Fungi; Ascomycota; Sordariomycetes; Sordariales; Chaetomiaceae. The record is from RefSeq and is a predicted model, not a curated record. Bases 1 to 831 code for a protein of 276 amino acids.